AUCGUUUCAGAAAUUUAUACGACCGUUAGGUUUCAUGCUACGAGCAGAUUUUCAAGGUUUAUGGUCUCGUGAUAUAGCUGGAACCCGGCGGGAAUAACGAUGCGAGCGCCGCGUCGUUUUAUUGAAUAAAAACCACGCCUCUGACCACGGGAUUCGUAUCGUCUUGCGAUGGCACGCAGUCGGAAGGAUAGCACGGGUAAAAGCGACUCUGAAGCCACGGAUAAAGAGAACAAGAGGGAAAGGGGCAGAGAAAGGGAGAGAAAGAAACGUGCUGCUUCUUCUUCGAGCAGUGGCAGCAGUUCUUCAGACAGUAGCUCCGGAUCGUCGUCCACAAGCAGUGGAAGUAGUUCAAGAUCAAGUUCCAGUUCUAGUACUAGCUCCAGUAGCUCGGGGAGCUCGUCUGGAAGCUCCAGAGACAGGGGGAGAAAACGAAGUCGAAGCAAAAGUGUUGAUGCUUCUCGUAGACAUGAUAAUAAAGAAAAAGAAAGGGAGAAAGAAAGAGAUAGGGAAAGAGACAGGGACAGAGAUAGAGACAGAGAGAAAGAUAAGAAGAAAAGCAGUAAUUCUGUGAUCGAUAAACCUAAGCCCAAGGGACGUUCCAGAUCACCCUCACCGCGUAGAAAACGUAGGGAAAGGUCCCCGAUUCCUAGACCAACAAAAAUACACAUUGGACAUCUGACACGUAAUGUGACUAAAGAACACAUUAUGGAAAUAUUUUCAACGUACGGUCAGAUCAAAAUGGUUGAUUUUGCUAUGGACAAGCUUCACCCCAACCAAGGCAGAGGUUUCGCUUAUGUAGAAUUCGAAACCGCGGAUGAAGCAGAGAAUGCAAUGAAACACAUGGAUGGCGGGCAAAUAGAUGGCCAGGAAAUUACUGCUGCCCCAGUAUUAUUACCAAAGCCACGUCCGCUACCAAUGCGAAGGAUGUCGCCUCUAAUGGGCAGAAGGGUGCCUCCACGAUGGGGUGGCGGUGGCAGAAAUACUCCUCCGCGUUAUCGGAGACGUUCACCACCCAUCAACCGCCGUAGGAGCCCACGACCACCGAGACGCAGGCCAAGAACCCGAUCGCGAAGCCCCCCGAAUAAUCCACGGCAUAGACAUCGUCGCUACACG
Messenger RNA from Nomia melanderi (Alkali bee), 1113 nucleotides. RefSeq lists its product as uncharacterized. Gene Ontology annotation, cellular component: nucleoplasm; cytoplasm; ASAP complex. The record is from RefSeq and is a predicted model, not a curated record. Gene Ontology annotation, biological process: mRNA splicing, via spliceosome. Gene Ontology annotation, molecular function: RNA binding. Lineage: Eukaryota; Metazoa; Arthropoda; Insecta; Hymenoptera; Halictidae.